Sorghum bicolor (sorghum) is the source of this 908-nucleotide messenger RNA. Its product is annotated as photosystem II 10 kDa polypeptide, chloroplastic. The record is from RefSeq and is a predicted model, not a curated record. NCBI's taxonomy places the organism in Eukaryota, Viridiplantae, Streptophyta, Magnoliopsida, Poales, Poaceae. The transcript has 5 exons. Gene Ontology annotation, cellular component: thylakoid membrane; photosystem II oxygen evolving complex; photosystem II. Bases 166 to 579 code for a protein of 137 amino acids. Gene Ontology annotation, biological process: photosynthesis.
ACCACACAGCAACUGAGACUUGUUAAACCAAGCUACUUGCUGCUUGCUACCUCUAACCCCCCUUGUUGCUGUAUUUAAAGCAAGAGCUACCUGCAAACAAGUUUGCCAAGAAAGAGAGAGACUGACAGCAAAAGGAAGAAUCCGAUCCUGAACCAUUCAUGCAGCAUGGCAGCCUCAGUCAUGGCCUCUUUGUCUCUGAAACCAUCUCCAUUUUUGGAUCGGUCGAGGUUCACAAGUGUCCAGCCAUCAGCAAGAUCUUCAACCUUCAGAGUAAUGGCCAAGAAAACAAAGAAGAUCAAAACAUCCCAACCUUUCGGGCCUGCAGGAGGGUUGAACUUGAAGGAUGGUGUUGAUGCAUCUGGAAGGCCAGCCAAGGGGAAGGGUGUCUACCAGUUUGCCAAUAAAUACGGAGCAAAUGUUGAUGGGUACAGUCCAAUAUAUAACCCAGAAGAAUGGUCUCCAAGCGGUGACGUUUAUGUUGGAGGAAAGACAGGGUUGUUGCUCUGGGCAGUCACUCUUGCUGGAAUAUUGCUGGGUGGUGCUCUUCUUAUUUACAAUACUAGUGCCCUGGCUUCUUGAAGCCUGGCUGCAGCAAAUAAAAUUAUGUGCCAUGCAGUGUCACGUAGAUAUAUCUGUAUCCAGGUGUCCCUAGAUCCGUAGGAUAUGCGAAUGAAAAAUCCAUAAAGAAGUAACGUUGCUAUGUGCUGUACAAUGUGACAAACUGAAGAAACUCAGUAUGCAAAAGAAACCUAUGGCUUCAGCUAAGAAGGCUGUAGUCCCAUGAAUAAGGUACACCAAGACCAUAUGAACCAAAAUACUAAACCUCGGGAAAAUUGUGACACUCAUGAAGUUUUACAGAUUUUGAAACUCGAUGGAUGGAAGAAUAGCACAAUGGAUUCCAUGCUGCA